This is a messenger RNA of Pistacia vera, 1071 nucleotides long. Its product is annotated as BAG family molecular chaperone regulator 6-like. The record is from RefSeq and is a predicted model, not a curated record. NCBI's taxonomy places the organism in Eukaryota, Viridiplantae, Streptophyta, Magnoliopsida, Sapindales, Anacardiaceae. Gene Ontology annotation, biological process: protein folding. The transcript has a single exon. Bases 1 to 1071 code for a protein of 356 amino acids. Gene Ontology annotation, molecular function: protein-folding chaperone binding. Gene Ontology annotation, cellular component: plasmodesma.
AUGGAUACUCCGUUUUACGGAAGCUUCUGGAAUUUGCCUUCUCGCCCUCGUCAAGCGCCGAUUGUCAGAGAAAUACCGGUCCACUACGUCGGUUCGGAGCAGCGCGUGGAUAGAUCCGGUUCGGCCGUGAAGAUCCAGAAGGUGUUCAGAGGUUUCCUUGUGAGAAAAAGCGUGAAGAAGAUCGUGGAGAUAAGAAAGAAAGUUGAGGAGAUCGAGAAGCGGAUUUCAGAGAAAGACACUGUCGAUUGGAUUAAAAGCGACGCAAAGGAGCGAUUAAGAGUUAAUGAGAUUUUGAUGAAUUUGCUCUUUAAGUUGGAUUCGGUGAGAGGCGUUGAUUCGGGAGUUAGGGAUUGUAGAAAAGCGGUUAUUAAGAAAGCAAUAUCACUGCAAGAACUAGUUGACGCCAUAGUUUCUGGUAAUGCUGAUGUGGAAUUGGAUCACGCUGAACAGAUUAUUGAAGCUAUUGAUGAGACGGUGAUGGAGUGUGCAAAAGAUGGUGGAAAUCGUGAUGGUUCAGUGCAAGACGAUGCGGAACUUGUGGAUGAUGAAGAAAAUAAAAGAGUUGUCGACAAUCGAAGCGAUGACUUAGACCGAGAGGUGGUUGAAAAUUGUGAGGUGAAGACACCGGCGAGUGAUUAUUUGGAAGAGAGUGUAGGAACGAAUCAGACUGAGUCACAGUCCGAUUCCUCUGCAAAUCCUCAGAGUUUGAUCGAAGCGUGUGAAGAAGAUGUUAAUUCAUCAUUGAAGGAAGAAAACGAUGCCGUUGAAACACAAGAAGCAGAAGAUAGGGAAGUGAAUGGAAAAGAAAAUAGAACAGGAGAUGAGAAUACGAGGAACAGAGAGCUGUUGGAGAGGAUGAUAGAAGACAAUGAGAAGAUGAUGGAUAUGAUGGCGCAGUUAUUCGAGAGGAAUGAAAAGCAGACGAAGUUGUUAAACUCGUUAUCACAUAGGGUUGAGCAGCUGGAGAAGGCUUUUGUGUGUGAGAGGUUGAGGAGGAAGAAGAAGAGAAAUUCUGGGACGGUUGAUAGCUGCGAAACGUCACCGGAUAACAAGAAAUGCGGCAAAAGAUAG